Camarhynchus parvulus is the source of this 2138-nucleotide messenger RNA. RefSeq names its product M-phase phosphoprotein 10 (gene MPHOSPH10). Gene Ontology annotation, biological process: rRNA processing. The record is from RefSeq and is a predicted model, not a curated record. Gene Ontology annotation, cellular component: Mpp10 complex; nucleus; small-subunit processome. The transcript is spliced from 11 exons. NCBI's taxonomy places the organism in Eukaryota, Metazoa, Chordata, Aves, Passeriformes, Thraupidae. Bases 25 to 2067 code for a protein of 680 amino acids.
CGCUCCCCACGUGUGCGCGGCGCGAUGGCGGCGGUGCCGGGGGUCCCGGGGCUCCAGGGCAUCCAGACGUGCCUCAGGGUGGCGGGAGCGGCGGCGGCGCGCCCCGAGUGCUUCCUCAGUGUGCAGGAUGGGCUGGCUGCCGACUUCAGAGCAAUGACAAAGACUCUCUACGAUCUGAAUAAAGGAAGCAACAUAGUUCGUGGGGGCCCUCUAAAAGAGCUGGUGAUAGAAAAUUUUGAUGAAGAACAGAUUUGGCAGCAACUAGAGCUCCAGAACAAUGCAGUUCUCAAUUUCUUCAAGAAAUCCAUUGCCAGGGAUGCCGAGGAUGAAGAUCUUUGCCUUCUCUCAGACCAGGAAGAGGAUGGCUCUGGUGCAGAGACCAGCAGUGACAAGGAGUUGGAAGACAACAUAAUGGAAGCAGAAACUGAACAGAUGAAUGUUUAUACAAAAGAUAAAGAUAAAAAUAAAAAUAAAUCUAAAGAAAAGCAAAGUAAACUCAGCGAAAGCGUAAUGCAGAAAGACAGUGAUGAGGAUUCUGAUAUUGACUUUGAUAUUGAAGCAUUGGAGCAACAAGCUAAAACAGCCAAGGAAACCACACUGAGAAAGAAGGGAAGAAAAUCUGUAGUGGAUGACAAGUUUUUCAAGCUAGCAGACAUGGAAGCUUUUUUAGAACAUGCAGAGAAGGAAGACAAGGAAGAAGAAGAAGAAGAAGAAGAUGACAUUAAUUAUUUUGAAGACAUUAUCUCAGAUGAUGAGGAAGACUCUGAAGAAGCUAAAGACAAACCAAUUAAAAGUUCCAGAGAUAUGACAUACAAAGAUUUCUUUGAUCCAGUUGAUGAUGAUGAUGGUGAUGGUGAUGAUGAUUCAGUAGCUAAUGAUGCUGAAGAGGAUCAGGAAGAGGAAGCAGACAGUGCCAUUGAAGAGCAAAAUGAAGAGAGUAUGUCUGAGUUUGAGGAUAUGGAUGAAAUGGUGGAGCACAUGAGAAGUAAAGAAGCUUCUAAAAAAGUAACUUUCAGUUUGCCAGAUGACAGUGAAACAGAAGAUGUACCUGAAGUGCAAUUAGAGAAGGACAUCAGUCCCAGUGAAAUAAAGUCCUCAUUUGAGAAGAGACAGGAAAAGAUGAGCAAAAAAAUAAAAAGCUUGGAAGAAGCAUUGUUAGAGGAGAAGCCUUGGCAGCUGAAAGGAGAAGUGACUGGGCAGAAGCGCCCUGAGAACAGCCUUUUGGAAGAAACAGUGCUCUUUGACCAUGCAGUGAGAAUGGCACCUGUGAUCACAGAAGAAACUACUUUUCAGCUUGAAGAUCUCAUUAAGCAGAGAAUAUUGGAUGAGGCAUGGGAUGAUGUAGUACCAAAAGAGAAACCCAAAGAGGAAGCUUUUGAGUACAAGAAGCGGAUCAGUUUGGAUCAUGAAAAGAGUAAACUGAGUCUGGCUGAAAUCUACGAGCAAGAAUACAUGAAACUUCACCAGCAAAAGACUGAAGAGGAAGAAAAUCCUGAACACAAAGAAAUUCAGGAAAUGAUGGAUUCACUCUUCCAGAAGCUGGAUGCACUUUGUAAUUUCCACUUCACACCCAAACCACCGGUGCCAGAAGUUAAAAUCGUUUCCAACCUUCCAGCUAUAAGUAUGGAAGAAGUAGCACCAGUUGCUGUUAGUGAUGCUGCUCUCUUGGCACCAGAGGAGAUCAAGGAAAAGAACAAAGCUGGUGAUGUAAAAACAGAUGCAGAGAAGACUCCCACAGACAAAAAACGAGAACUGAGAAGGAAAAAGCUCCGUAAACGUAUGAAGCGAAGGGAAAGGGAGAAACGUCAAAAGCUUCUUGAAAAGAUGAAACCAGAACAAGGCACAAAACUUAGCAAAAAAGCUGCUGCAGCAAAAUUAAAAAGGCUUACCAAAGAAGGCAAAGCGUCUCUGCUCAAGGAUGAAGGUAAAGACAAGGCCUUGAAAUCAUCCCAGGCCUUCUUUUCUCAGCUACAAGAUCAAGUGAGAAUGCAAAUCAAAGAUGCCAGCAAAUUAAAAAAGAAACAGAAGAAGGAGAAAGCAAUCUCUGUUCAUAAACUAAAGUUGUAAUUUACCUUUUUUAUACAGGUACAUACAUAUAUACAUCUUGUAUAUAUUAAAUUUUUUUUUUCUGAAUUUCA